AUGAAAAUACCAUAUAUUUUAUUUCUUUUGUGGCAUAUUGCUUACUGUGAUGAACAUACGCACACCUAUAAGGAUUCAGAACAAGUGGUGCUUUGGAUGAACACCGUGGGCCCAUACCAUAAUCGCCAAGAGACGUAUGCAUAUUUUUCUUUACCUUUCUGUGCUGGUACAAAAGUAACGAUUGGACACUAUCAUGAGACUUUAUCGGAAGCUCUUCAAGGCGUGGAAUUAGAAUUGAGUGGUCUGGACAUUACCUUCAAAGAUAAUGCUCCGGCACAACAAUUUUGUGGUAUUGAACUGGAUGAACAGUCAUAUAAAGCGCUUGUGUAUGCUGUCAAAAAUCACUAUUGGUAUCAGAUGUAUGUAGAUGAUCUUCCGAUAUGGGGGAUUGUAGGAGAAAUAGAUGGUGACAACUACUACAUUUGGACUCAUAAGAAAUUCGAUUUUGGUUAUAAUGGAAACAGAAUUGUUGAAGUAAACCUCACAGCUGAGAAUAAAGAACGACUAGUGCCUAAUGCGAAAAUUCCUUUUACUUAUGAAGUGAAUUGGAAGAAAAGUAAUAUAAAAUUUGAAGAUCGAUUUGAUAAAUAUUUAGAUCCAAAUUUUUUUCAACAUCGAAUUCACUGGUUUAGUAUUUUUAAUAGUUUUAUGAUGGUUAUAUUCUUAGUAGGCCUUGUGUCAAUGAUACUUAUGAGAACUCUUCGUAAAGAUUAUGCCCGAUACUCUAAAGAUGAUGAUCUGGAUGAUUUAGAAAAAGAUUUAGGUGAUGAAUAUGGUUGGAAACAGGUGCAUGGUGAUGUAUUUAGGCCUGUUCCACAUUUAGCACUGUUUUCAGCUCUUAUUGGUGCAGGGCAUCAAUUAACUGUAGUUACAUUAGCUGUUAUUAUUUUUACAAUAUUUGGUGAGCUCUAUACUGAAAGAGGUUCUUUACUCUCUACAGCCAUAUUUAUUUAUGCUGCCACUUCUCCUAUUAAUGGCUAUUUCGGUGGAUCUUUAUAUGCUCGAAUGGGUGGAAGGUUGUGGAUUAAGCAGAUGUUGCUGUCUGCAUUCUUGUUGCCAGUUUUAGUUUGUGGAACUGCAUUCUUUAUUAAUUUUAUUGCUAUGUACUAUCAUGCAUCUAGAGCUAUUCCAUUUGGAAGCAUGAUUGCAGUGAUGUCAAUUUGCACAUUUGUGAUCUUGCCACUUACCUUAGUUGGAACAGUACUAGGACGCAAUUUGGCUGGUCAACCUGAUUAUCCUUGCCGCAUAAAUGCUGUACCACGUCCUAUUCCGGAGAAGAAAUGGUUUAUGGAACCUUUUAUAAUAAUAAUUAUGGGUGGUGUUUUACCAUUUGGAUCUAUAUUUAUUGAAAUGUACUUUAUUUUUACAUCAUUUUGGGCUUAUAAAAUUUACUAUGUAUAUGGUUUUAUGCUGCUUGUCUUCUUGAUUCUCAUGGUUGUAACUGUAUGUGUGACAAUUGUUUGCACUUAUUUCUUGUUGAAUGCAGAAGAUUACCGUUGGCAAUGGACUAGUUUUCUUUCUGCUGGUAGUACAGCACUUUAUGUAUACCUGUAUUCAUUCUACUAUUUUAUUUUUAAAACUAAAAUGUAUGGCUUAUUCCAAACCACUUUCUAUUUUGGGUAUAUGGCUUUAUUCAGUUUAACUUUAGGAAUAAUUUGUGGUACUGUUGGUUACAUAGGAACUAGCCUAUUUGUGAGAAAAAUUUAUGCAACUGUAAAAAUUGAU
This is a messenger RNA of Brenthis ino (lesser marbled fritillary), 1725 nucleotides long. NCBI's taxonomy places the organism in Eukaryota, Metazoa, Arthropoda, Insecta, Lepidoptera, Nymphalidae. The record is from the annotation of a GenBank genome assembly.